Molecule: messenger RNA, 957 nt
Organism: Penicillium brasilianum
Lineage: Eukaryota; Fungi; Ascomycota; Eurotiomycetes; Eurotiales; Aspergillaceae
Source: the annotation of a GenBank genome assembly
AUGACUCCAUCAAUUCUCAUCGUGGGUGCAACUGGCAAUACCGGCCGAGCUGUUGCCCAGACCUUGCCCAAACUCCUUCAAUCCAGCACCACUCUUUCCGGACACCGCAUUAUUGCUUUGACUCGCUCAUCCACUAGCCCGGUAGCUCAAGAGCUUGCCAAAAUCCCCGGAGUCGAAGUGGUCGAACAAAAUUGGGUCGAGAUCACCGCCGAUUGGCUUCGCGAACACCAAGUUGCGCGGGCCUAUAUUGCCUCUCACAAUGAACCCAACCAAUUUGCCGAAGAGUCGACCUUCUAUGUCAACGCCCUAGACGCCGGUGUAAAGUACGUUGUGCGUAUCUCGACCACUGCAGCAAACGUUCGCCCGGAUUGCCCUGCCUACUACCCGCGCCAGCACUGGGCCAUCGAGACUCUCCUCGGUUCGCCUGAAUUCAAAGAAUUGCAGUGGACAUCCCUCCAGCCGAAUGUUUUCACGACAUUUGUGAUGUCCCCUGCUGCGGAGUUCAUCAAGAAAUAUCGCAAGACUGGAGAGCAAGAUACACUUCGAUUGAUUCUAUCCAAGGAUGGACCGACCGGCAUCAUCGAUCCUGACGAGGUUGGCGUCAUCGCUGCAUAUCUCUUAGCCCAGGAUGAUACUUCCGUUCACAACAAGGCCAAAUAUGUCCUCAAUGGCCCUGAGGAUAUCACCGGAAAGGGGAUCGUCGAGAUGGUCGAGCAGUAUAUCGGUACAUCUGUCAAGGAUGUCAGCUAUGGGGACCUCUCGUUUAUUGAUAUGCUGUAUGAGUACCAGUAUGCGGCAACUAAGCAGUCGAAAAACGUCAUCUAUUCGGUCAAGCGCGCUGCUGAGACUUCUUGGGAGGGAAAGUGCUCUACUUCUACGACUAGCAAGGAGAUCUUGAAGCUUGCUCCUCCGAAACGGACACCUGCUGAUGUAUUGAAGGAUUUGUUGGGAGAGUAA